AUGUCGUCCUCGGAGCUCACUCUCGGUCGGACGAUCCAGCUCGCCGAUGAUCGCCUAGGCACCAUCCGAUUCAUCGGCCGCACCCGAUUCGCCCCUGGCCUCUGGGUCGGUGUCGAGCUUGAGGACGCUACCGGCAAGAACGAUGGCAGCGUCAACGACGUUCGCUAUUUCGACACCACCAUGGGCCAUGGUAUGUUCGUCCGUCCCAAUGCGCUGAAGCUGCUAGUUGGUCCGCCGGCGCCCUUCAUGCCCGUGCCUCCGGCCGAGAAGAAGAAAUCGACGGCCCGACCGACCAGCAUCGGCUCCAACGCCUCGUCCAGGGCCGCCACGCCUGCCGAUUCCGGCCUCGCCAAACGGAUGAGCCUGAACGCCCGCAGUCCAACUCCCGGCCAACGCCAAUCUCGUCCGGCAAGUGGCGUCCCGUCGCCGACUAAGCAGCUCACCAACCCACCCUCGCGUGGCACCUCCUCCCAGUCCACCAGCCCUCCCAAUGGCCGCCCCGGUUUUGGAUUGAACGCGCCCCGCGCCUCUCUCCCCGGGUCUCGACCUUCGUCCAUUGCGCCCCCCGCGGGCAGACAGACUCGCCAAGCACCCCUGUCUGCCCCCGGACUCAAACCCCCCACCACCGCUACCCCCAAAACCACGACCGGUCCCGCCCGCACCCUCGCCGGUCGCUUGGCGCCACCCACCAAGACGACCAUCUCACGCCCUUCGGGGCUCAAGUUGCCGCCGGGCUCCCGGCCGACUGUCGCCAAACCCCGCCCCACUGCCAACCGCAAACCCUCCGGUGGCAGUCCUCCCUCCUCCGCCAAGUCGACCGACGAAGAAUCCGACCAACCUGCCGCCUUCUCUGUCCCAGUGCAGUCGAGGGCCCUCGCCAUCGAGAACCGAUCCGAUCCGGCCAACAACAAGACUUCCAUCGACGACGCUGGCGAGCCUGCCCCGAACGCCAGUACCUCCGCAGCGCUCAAGGAGAACGAGGAACUCAAGGCCAAGCUGCGUGUGUUGGAGAAGAGGCGGAGCGAUGAUCGGGAGAGGCUCAACACGCUUGAGAGGGUUCAGGGCGAGCGUGACCGCUUCGAGCGGAUCAUUCAGACCCUGCAAGUCAAAUACCAGCCCCAACAGCAGGAAAUCACUGAUCUCAAGCGGCAGUUGACCGAAGCGGAGACCCGUCUCCGAAACGUCGAAGACAUCCAGCAAGAACACGACUCGGCCAUGGAGCUCGCCACUCUCGACCGCGAGAUGGCGGAGGAAAUGGCCGAAGUCUACAAGACGGAGCUCGACGCGCUCAAGAAGAAGAAUGAGGUGUUGGAGCGGGAGGUCGAGAUCUACCGAGAGGAGGAGGACGACACCAGCUCCGAAUUUCCCGCCGACAUCCCGCCAAGCAAGGAACUGCUCCAGUUCCGCAGGGACAGAGAACGCUUCCACGAAGCCCUCAUGCGCCUGAACGAGUUCUCAGAGAAGCAAGAGGAGGAGCUGGAGCAUUCUCGCAAAGCUCUGAAGGCCGAGAUUGCUGACAACCAGGCUCUCAGGGAGAAAAACGUGGCCCACGCGGCCGACCUCGCCCGGCACCAGGUCAUCAUCGACGAUCUUAGGGAACAGCUUGAUAACGCCCACGGUUCCGACGACAUCAUCGAAGCCUUGACGGAGCAACAAAUCGCGCACCUUGAGGAGAUAGAAGAACUCAAGGCCACGGUUUCCAGCUUGGAGGAGCUUAAGGACGUCUCAGAUGAGCUGGAAAUCAACCAUGUCCACAAUCAGAGAGAACUCCAGGCUGAGAUUGACAAGCGUGAUGCAGUCAUCUCCGAGCAAGCCCGCCACGCGGCCCUCCAACAAAAGUCCAUCGAGGACAUGGAGUACACCCUCUCGAGAUUCCGUGACCUCGUCGCCAGCCUGCAGACCGACCUCGACGACAUGCGUGCGUCCCAUGCGGUCACGGAGCACGAGUCCGAACAACUCAACACCCGCUCCCGAGCCAUGCUCGAUCUCAACCAGAAACUUCAACUCUCCGCCGCCAAGGCGCAGGUCAAGACCAUCGACUUGGAGCUUCGGCGGAUGGAGGCGGAGGAGGCUGCACAACAUCUGGAGGUCGUCACUCAAUUUCUUCCAGCUGCCUACGACAGAACGGAGUCCUCGGUCCACGCCCUUCUUCGCUUCAAGAGGCUUGCCUCCAAAGCGGCCAUCAUCAACAAUUCCCUCAAGGAACGCAUCAACCUCCCACCACUUCCCGGCCACGAGAACGACCUCUUCGAGUCCUGCGAUGCCAUCGACAAGCUCACGUGGGUCUCAUCCAUGUGCGGUCGGUUCGUCGAGUCGAUCAGCCAUUGCUCCACGUCGCAAUUCGAUCGGUAUCGGGGCGCCCACCCCGAGCUCGAGCCGGUCGAACGCGCCCUCAACGGCUGGAUCGAAAACCUUCGCCACGACGACUUCCAGCCCAAGCAGUGUUCCGAAGAACUCCAGCGGACCAUCACCUUGAUGACCCAUCUCGGUGAAGUCCACAUCUCCAACGACCUCCCCAGUUUUGCUGAUGACAUCUUCAUGAAGACCCUGCUGAUGCAGUCUUAUCUUGAAUCAGCUGCCACGACCAUCACCGCCACCACGGCAAUGGUCCAACACGUCGUCCAGGACGAAGACGAGCUCUCCCACCAGUUUGCGAAACGCACCCAAACCAUCAUCACGCAAACUAGGAGCGCCAAAGUCAUCGCCGGUCGCGCCGUCCUCCACCUCGCCGACCUCAAGGCCGCCGGUCUAUCGCUCUCCCCCGAAGCGCUCGGCGCCUUCGAGCGAUGCGAAACGACGACGGCCGACCUCGCCAGCAUGGCUCGCAACAUCGGCUCCGACCUCCACAAGUUUCUCCACGACGAAGCGAGGACCGAACCUUACACCCUUUCCGACGUCCAAGCAUGCGCCAAAACCACCAUCGAGACCGGCUUCGGAUCCGACGAGUCCGGUCUUUUCGCGACUUACAUGGACAAGUUGCUCGCCGUCACUUCACAACUUUCAGACCUUGUGUCCCUCAGCAGCAAGGUCCACCUUGCUCAGGAGUGUGAACGUGGCGACGCGCCUUGGAAACUGCUAAGUCAAGAAAUCAAAUCCCUCCAAAAGAUCCCCGUUGAAGUGGAGGCCGAGUGCAAACGCCUCAAGGAUGACCUCGCUAAUGCCCGCCGCACGGCAGCCAUCCAAGAAGAAACCUUGAGCACCGCAAACCUCAAGAUCGAAACGCUCGAGUCCCGCAUGCGAGACGCAAAGGAGCAGAUGGCCCGGAUCGCCGAUCUCGAAGCGUUGUGCGACGCCGCCUCGGAAAUGCGCGAUACGUUUGUCGAGAACCUCGACAAGCAAGAUCGGGAGCUGAAGGCCCUCGAGGAGGACAGGGACAAAUGGCGACAAAUCGCGAGCAGCAGUCGGGCGAUCGCGGGCGGAUCCGAGGAAGCAGACCAAGCGAGACUCGACCGCCAACAAUCCGAUGCCCACCAAAUCGACAAAAUGGGCGAACAAAUCAACAACCUCCAGGCCGGCAUUCGCUGGCUCCAAGAGGACAACCUCCGUGCGAGAGCGACCGAACAACCCAAUCACGACUGGCUCGCGGAGCCACUCACCAAGACCCCAACCGCCGUCGAACAACGCAAAUCUCUCGCAGCCAACGAGGGCAGAGCUGUCCUUGGACAACUGCUCAAUUUGGCCGGCAACGCCAAAGUUUUCGACAUGUCGACUUUGCCGGCAGACAAGACCGGGUGGAAACCCGCCAAAAGCACGCCCCAGUACCACGCUGCCGACCAAGCCGAGACCUUUGGGGCAUGGAAGGAAUGGCGGGCUGCGGCCAUUAGGAAUGGAGGAGCUCUCGGGGCGGAGGGUUCGAGGGGGGGGAGAUCGAUGUAUUCUGGGAGAUUGGAGAUUGUUCUGCCGGUGAUCGACAAGGAGGAUCAGGGGCAGGAAGGGGCGGGGAUGGGAAAGGGGAAGGGGAAGGCGAGGGAGAUUUGA
Dichotomopilus funicola is the source of this 3978-nucleotide messenger RNA. Its product is annotated as dynein associated protein-domain-containing protein. The record is from RefSeq and is a predicted model, not a curated record. NCBI's taxonomy places the organism in Eukaryota, Fungi, Ascomycota, Sordariomycetes, Sordariales, Chaetomiaceae. The transcript has 3 exons. Gene Ontology annotation, molecular function: microtubule plus-end binding. Gene Ontology annotation, cellular component: microtubule plus-end; spindle pole body; cytoplasm. Bases 1 to 3978 code for a protein of 1325 amino acids. Gene Ontology annotation, biological process: cytoplasmic microtubule organization; nuclear migration involved in conjugation with cellular fusion; establishment of mitotic spindle orientation.